GUUUCAAAGUUUAAAAGCGCUGGCAUUAUUGUAUUUGUCAGUGGGGUGGUUCACUAUAACAAGUCCAAUUUGUUGUCUGGUAUUUUAUUUCAGACGUGUAUGUGACUUUCAUCAACCAGAGACACUGAAGGCAAUGCUAAAGGAACUGAAGAUUACAGAUGAACCUGCCAGUGAAGACAGGCUGUUGAACAUGUGUAAAGAUGUUAUACAAUACAGUGUCAAAACAUCAAAUCCGCGGUUCUUUAAUCAGUUAUAUGGUAGUAUGAAUCAGUAUUCACUAGCGGGUAACUGGCUGACAGACGCCUUGAAUCCUAGCAUGUACACAUACGAGGUAGCUCCGGUCUUUACUUUGAUGGAGGAUGAAAUAUACAGUAAAAUGUUACAUUACGUUGGAUUUGACGGUGGUGACGCUAUCUUUGUACCAGGAGGGUCCAUGGGAAAUAUGUAUGGAAUGAAUGUUGCACGUUAUGCUAAAUUUCCAGAGAUUAAAACUGACGGUUUAUAUGCUGUAAAGAAACCUCUUUGUAUCUUCACGUCUGAAAAGUGUCACUAUUCAGUAACGAAGAGUGCGGCAUUGAUGGGUAUCGGUAUGAACAAUAUCAUCUUUGUUAAGUCAGACAAGAUAGGCAAAAUGAUUCCAGACGAGCUAGAGAGACAGAUAAAAGAGGCCAACGAAAAGGGUUAUGAGCCAUUCUUUGUAAAUGCUACAGCAGGAACAACUGUACUAGGAGCUUAUGAUCCUCUAGAUGAAAUAUCUGAUGUUUGUAAGAAACACGGGCUCUGGUUGCACGUGGACGGCGCGUGGGGCGGAAGUGCAGCUAUGUCCACCAAAUAUAGAUAUCUUUUGAAGGGUAUUGAAAAUGCAGAUUCAAUGGUAUGGAACGCUCAUAAGAUGAUGGGUGUCCCCCAGCAAUGCUCUAUAUUUCUAACAAAGCAAAAGGGUAUAAUAAUGGAUUGUCACAGCGCUAAUGCCAGCUAUUUGUUUCAACCAGACAAGAACUACGAUGUUUCUUUUGACACUGGUGACAAGUCUGUACAAUGUGGUAGAAAGGUUGAUGUGUUUAAACUAUGGAUGUUAUGGAAGAAGGAAGGAGAUAGUGGGAUGGAGAGUCGAAUAGAUCACCUGUUUAUGCUGUCUAGAUAUUUAUCUGACAAGUUAAAGAAGACACCAGGGUUCAGACUUAUACAGGAGCCAGAGUGCACCAAUGUAUGUUUCUGGUAUAUACCCCCUAGCUUAAGAGGUCAACAGGAGACCAAAGAAUGGUGGGAUAAACUUGCAAAGGUAGCCCCAGCAAUUAAAGCUGGUAUGAUGCAGUGUGGAUCCAUGAUGAUCGGAUAUAACCCAGACGGAGAUCUCGUCAACUUUUUCAGAAUGGUCCUCACUAAUUUUGACACAACAACAGAAGAUAUGGAUUUCCUUGUGCAGGAGAUAGAUAGACUAGGCCGUGAUUUGUGAUUGAAAAAAAAUCAGCAGUACAACGUAAAUGGUUACAAUUGAAGCCGAUCGGGAACCAAGCUGACACCCGCGCAUGUUUUCCAAGCUUCAAUAAAUAUGUGUCUUGUACUAAAUUAAAUUCAAAUACUUUUAUUCUGACUAUUACCCAAAAAUGUUACUGCAUGACAUUAUACAGUCGUAUUUGCUUGCAAAAUUAAGUAGUAAGUAGUAAAGCAUGAAACUUUUAAUUAUUAGGCCGCGGGUACCCCUAAAUUCCACAGUUUUGUGAUAGUAAUAUAGCAGUAGCACAUGAUACAAGUGCAAAUAACUAUAUGUGCAGAUAUAUUCGCGGGCUUCA
Messenger RNA from Ruditapes philippinarum (Manila clam), 1793 nucleotides. Its product is annotated as acidic amino acid decarboxylase GADL1-like. The record is from RefSeq and is a predicted model, not a curated record. The transcript is spliced from 9 exons. Gene Ontology annotation, molecular function: carboxy-lyase activity; pyridoxal phosphate binding. Lineage: Eukaryota; Metazoa; Mollusca; Bivalvia; Venerida; Veneridae. Gene Ontology annotation, biological process: carboxylic acid metabolic process. Gene Ontology annotation, cellular component: cytoplasm. The annotation marks the transcript as partial.